AUGGCGGCGCCGCCCGCGAUGAGCCGGAGAAUCGUCGCAACGCGGUUGUCGGCGAGCUUCCGCGACGCCACCGAGAUUCGCCUGGGCCCGGUUCCGGCAGUUUUUAAACCGACGGAGGUUCUCGUGAAGAACCGGUUUGUCGGCGUGAACGCAAGUGAUAUUAAUUUUACCGCUGGUAGGUACAAGCCUGAUGUGAAUCCCCCUUUUGACUGCGGGUUCGAGGCGCUUGGGGAGGUUGUUGCUGUAGGAAGUAACGUCAAAGAUUUCUUCGUUGGCGAAGCUGUGGUCACACAGUCUUACGGUGCUUUUGCUGAGUAUCAAACGGUUCCUUCUCGGCAGGCCAAGAAGGUACCCUCACUAAAGAAAGAGUGGCUUCCACUGGAUCUCAGUGGCACGACUGCAUCCAUUUCUUUGGGGGAGGUGGCCAAACCUCAGGUUGGGGAAGUGGCGAUUGUUACUGCUGCCAGCGGCGGCACUGGUCAAUUUGCUGUUCAACUGCUGAAAAAGGUCUACCGCUGCUUUGUAAUUGGGGUAACAUCAUCUCCCACAAAAGAGGCGUUUUUGAAAGAACUAGGAUGUGACAGUGUCAUCGUCGACCAACGGGAGUCUGUUGAUGAAGGAAUCAAACGAAUUGCCCCCACAGGGGUAAACCUUGCAUACGAAUCAGUUGGAGGCGAGAUGUUCGAGUCUAUAGUUAAAAACAUUGCGCUUAGAGGUCGCAUACUCUCCAUUGGAAGCAUAUCUGGAUAUAACGAUGGCAGUAGUUGGAUACAACGUGCUUCAAAUUAUACACCAAUACAAACGAGACUCUUGUCGAAAAGCGCCACAUUGCACGCAUUCUUUUUGCCCCAUUUUGGCAAGUAUGCUCGUCGUCACUUUUCAACACUGUGCGAGCACUAUGAAUCUGGGCUUAUAAAAAGCUCAGUGGACCCAUUCCCAUUUAAAGGAUUGGAAGCUGUUCCUGAUGCUGUUGAUUAUAUGUAUGCGAGGAGGAACAAAGGUAAAAUUAUUGUUGAAAUAUGA
Trypanosoma grayi is the source of this 1023-nucleotide messenger RNA. RefSeq names its product oxidoreductase. Bases 1 to 1023 code for a protein of 340 amino acids. Lineage: Eukaryota; Euglenozoa; Kinetoplastea; Trypanosomatida; Trypanosomatidae. Gene Ontology annotation, cellular component: mitochondrion. Gene Ontology annotation, molecular function: oxidoreductase activity. The transcript has a single exon. The record is from RefSeq and is a predicted model, not a curated record.